CGAUCUGCGUCUCCCAGAUCUGGGUAUUAUUUGCCUCCUGAUAGCGUCCUUGAUUGCACCUCACCAAGGCCUGCGUGUCAGCCAAGCAUCAGCCGUCAUGCCGCGCCCCAAGAUAGCUCUCGUCGGAAGUGGCGCGAUAGGAGCCACGCUGGCGCACAUAAGCGGCAUCAAGGAGCUGGGAGAUGUCGUGCUCUUCGAUAUCGUCGAAGGUCCGGCACACACGCGCACCCACAUGCAAUGCCUUGAGACAACACACAGGACAGAUGUUGUCGUGUGGAUCUGUUUGGCUGGUUGAUCAGGGAUGCCUCAGGGCAAGGCGUUGGAUCUGUCGCAGCUGUCGCCUGUUGAGGGGUUCGACACCAAGUACACGGGCACUCAGGACUACUCCGCCAUGAAGGAUGCAGAUGUCGUCAUCGUCACUGCUGGGGUGGGCCUGAGGUCAAGGAGGAGAGAGGGGCAGGGCAGGCCGACUUCACUCACUCCCUGAUGCAUGGAUGGAUGGAUGGAUGGAUGUGUGGUGUCUUGCCAGGUGCCCCGCAAGCCCGGCAUGAGUCGCGACGACCUGCUGGCGAUCAACGCCAAGAUCAUCCGCGAGGUGGCGACCAACAUCAAGACCUUCUGCCCCAACGCAUUCGUCAUCUGCAUCACCAACCCACUCGGUAUGUAUUAUGCCGGUCCAUGCACUCACUCGACAGACACUGGGGUAUCGUUUGAUCCGCGGUGAUUGUGUGUCGUGUGUGGGUGUGUCAGACGCCAUGGUCCAGCUGCUGCAGUCUGCGUCGGGGCUGCCCACCAACAAAGUCUGCGGUGAGUGAAUGAGUCAGGAACUGGCGCGCACACGCACCACACACCCACGGCCCAUUUAUUUUUGUCUUGCAGGCAUGGCUGGCGUGUUGGAUGCUUCCCGUUUCCGCUACUUCAUCGCUGAGAAGCUCAACGUGUCGGUCGAGGACGUCAGCGCACUCGUCAUGGGCGGACACGGCGACACUAUGGUGCCCCUCGUGAGAUACACCACUGGUAAUUGGACGGACACACCACACAAUCAACACACAAAACAGUUCCACCACGUGUGUACGUGUGCGUGUGCAGUUGCGGGCAUUCCUCUGCCCGACUUGGUGUCGAUGGGGUGGCUGACGCAGGAGGACAUCGACAAGCUCGUCGAGCGCACUCGAUUCGGCGGCGGAGAAAUCGUCCAGUCAGUUGCUGAAACACACACAAGUCCUUCAUCGCUGGAUGCAGUGAAGGCGUAAGUCGUGGUGUGUUGGGCAGGCUGCUCAAGACGGGAUCGGCCUUCUACGCCCCGGCAGCGUCGGCUAUCGCCAUGGUACGUACGAACGUAUACUGAGAAAUUUGCAUUCGUAUUGUACCUCACUCGUGUGUGUCGGUCCGUUUGUGGUGUUAUCAUCGAUCAGGCUGAGUCGUACCUGCGCGACAAGAAGCGGCUACUCCCGUGCGCUGCAUACCUGGUCAGUCACAAACACAAGCACUGAAACACGAGGAUGGGUGGCAUUGGCACCCUUGUUGGCUUUGUUUCUGCUACCAGACCGGUCAGUAUGGCGUCAACGGCUUCUACUGCGGUGUGCCGUGCAUCAUCGGCAAAGACGGUCAGCGCCACACGGACACAUUCAUGUGGAUCGUGUGUCUGUGGAUGGCCGUUGCUUCGAUGAGUGUUUGUAGGUGUGGAGAAGGUCGUGGAGCUGAAGCUGACGGCGGAGGAAGACAAGAUGUUCAGACAAUCGGUAUGCCGUCCUUCCCGGCACACACACAGAAGGAGGCAGAGAUCGGCAUGCACGUGUGUGGUGUGUGGUGUGUGGUGUGUGUGUGUGGAUGUCUCGAUCAAAUGCAUCACCCACGAACCAUCCAUCCAUCCGCUGGUCAGGUUGAGUCUGUGAGGCAGCUCGUGGAAGCUACUCCGAAGUGAGAAGAUCAACAUUAAAGUAAAUCAUCAUCAUCAUGUCAAUAAGGCAUCAGUACAGUACUGACUGACCAUACACACACACACACCAACACACACACACACACAUGAACAUUCCAUUGCAGGCAGCGGAUGUCCUGUUGUUUUCUUUGUCUCUCUCUCUCUGUGUGUGUGUGUGUGUGUGUGCGCAGUGCGCGGCUUUAACGACGAUCGAGCUGAGCAGACGGGGGUGAGCACCGCAGAUGGACGACAUACAUAGUGCGCCAUCUUUUUCGUCAAGGAGACACUUCCCCCACCCCACCGUGCACACACAUACACACGCACAUGUGUUGUUUCCGAAGGGACUCACUGUCUAUGUCUUCAUGUCUGUUGGGCAAUCCCUGCGUGUGCGUCACUGGCCGAUUUUCUUGCGUGACGUGACCGAGGAGUGCUGAUGGGGUGCGGCCUUGGUGCGCAUGUGUGUGUGUG
Molecule: messenger RNA, 2383 nt
Organism: Vitrella brassicaformis
Lineage: Eukaryota; Vitrellaceae
Source: the annotation of a GenBank genome assembly